AGUAGCUUGGCAAUGUUAACAAACGACAAAGUGACCACAACUUUGUUGUCGAGGUUCGAAUGGCCACCGUUACUAUGAGCAAUCCAGCAUUCGCAUCGAAAAGUAACUAACACUACAGUGCUAGAAACUAUGGAACAAUUUUGAUAACGCGUAUUCGGUAUUGUGUAUAAGUGUUGGAACCUAGUCAUAUGUGCAGCAAAGGAAAUCGGAUAUAAAAACAGUAAUCUUGCAUCGCGAAUUUCUCGCUCAUAAUUCUCUUUAUUGCUGAAUAGUUACCUUGAGCAGUUAAAUUACAGUUCGUGGACGUGAGUGGCCAUAAUGAGCAAUCCUAAAUAGUGGUGGAUCCAUAGAACUGUGCCGGGUGUUCGCGACUUAGGGGAGGAAACUUAAUGUGCUUUAAAGACUUUGAAAUCUCAUAUUCCCUAAUGUACUAUAUGUAUGCAUGUACAUACAUAUAUUUACAGUGCCAUGCAGAACUGAAUAAACACCAAAUCUGAUAAAAGUGAAUUUACGCUAAUCUGAAAUAUUCCGGAUCUGCUUUGCAAAAAACGGUCUCCGAUCUUUCUGUUGAGCAUUAAACUCCAAGGACAACAUUGCAAAUUAAAUAAGCAAUCGUGCUUGGCAGCACAUCAAUUUGCACCAUUCAUUCUGAAUAAUAUCCGAAAUGCCUAAACUUUGUAUUUAGUAUCCGGCUCAGAUUUGCAACAUAUAUUUAUCCGGAUUUGAUUUUUUCCCACUGUAAUACUAUCUUUUUCUUCACAUAUGAUAAUAAUUUUGCAAUUGUAUUGAUGUAAACAUUGUGUUAUUGAAGCCAGAUUGCUUGUAAAGUGAGCGCUUGCAGCUGAGAAGAGCGACCAGUUCGAAGGCGUCCAUAUUUCCACACUUACAUAUUGGAAAAUGAAAUUGCUGCUAAAAGUGAAUUCCGAGAAGACCCGGAGACGUCAUAACACUUCGAGCACCAAACCAUGGAGUGAACGUGUUACUACCAACCGUAAUAAUCAGUCUACAACAAUCCUCCAAAGAGCAACUAAGAACUCAACAAUUUUCAUAGUCUUACUUCUAAUCGUAAUAAUAUUGGCCGGCGUUGCCAUUUAUUUCAUCUCCCAAUCUAAGUCACCAGCGGACCAGGAUACUGGUUCCAAAGAAAUAUUUUUCGGGAAUAAUUACGAUAAUACAGUCAUUCCAAAUUUGGGCAAUGGCCAUUUAGUGAUAGAUCGUAUCCAAUGGGGAUCAUCGGAUCGUAGUGUUCGUAAACAUCGUCUGGAACAGCCUAUUCCCUACGUACUGAUAACACAUAUUGGAGUCCAAUCUGUUCCAUGUUACAAUGUUUACAAGUGCUCAAUUAAAAUGCGUACAAUACAAGAUGCCGCAAUUGCCGAGAAAAAUUUAACAGAUAUUCCAGCUAACUUUUAUGUCGCCAACGAUGGUUACAUAUACGUAGGACGAGGAUGGGACUAUACCAAUGCUUAUGCAAAUAAAUCCCUGGCAGUGUGUUUCAUGGGUGACUACAUAAGGCAUCAACCCGAUGAGAAACAACUGGAGGCUACCCAGUUUCUUCUAGCAUAUGGAGUCACUAAUAAACACAUCGCUCUAGAUUAUAAAUUAGUAGCACAGAAUCAGACAAAAAAGACGAAAAGCCCUGGGGCAAACAUUUACAAAGAAGUUAUCAAAUGGCCCCAUUGGUACCCAUGCGGAACAGAAAACCACCCCAAGUGCGGAGAAGAGGUUGGAAUUACAAAUUGGGAAAUGAAUUUGUGAAAUGUUAAAAUUUCUUGUUGGCGUUAUUAAAUAAAGGAAAAAUUUAAAAAA
This is a messenger RNA of Hermetia illucens (black soldier fly), 1809 nucleotides long. RefSeq names its product peptidoglycan-recognition protein LA (gene PGRP-LA). The transcript has 5 exons. The record is from RefSeq and is a predicted model, not a curated record. Gene Ontology annotation, molecular function: N-acetylmuramoyl-L-alanine amidase activity; zinc ion binding. Gene Ontology annotation, biological process: peptidoglycan catabolic process. NCBI's taxonomy places the organism in Eukaryota, Metazoa, Arthropoda, Insecta, Diptera, Stratiomyidae. The coding region runs from base 898 to 1758 and encodes 286 amino acids.